Molecule: messenger RNA, 1638 nt
Organism: Anoplopoma fimbria (sablefish)
Lineage: Eukaryota; Metazoa; Chordata; Actinopteri; Perciformes; Anoplopomatidae
Gene: ube2d1b
Product: ubiquitin-conjugating enzyme E2D 1b
Exons: 7
Coding region: 151-597 (148 amino acids)
Biological process (GO): ubiquitin-dependent protein catabolic process; protein polyubiquitination
Cellular component (GO): nucleus
Molecular function (GO): ubiquitin conjugating enzyme activity
Source: RefSeq, a predicted model, not a curated record
AAGCGGAAACAAAAGACGUUUCAGAAAAACACAAACACAUCCCCGGCUGUCGAAAUACUCAGGGAAUAACCAACGGUCAUUGACUUCGCCAGCAAUAAUAUUGCUAUUGAAAUAAAGACGUGAGUUGAGGAGCAAACUGCAUCAGUCAACAUGGCACUGAAAAGAAUACAGAAGCAGGAGCUGCAUGACCUGCAGAGAGACCCUCCAGCACAGUGCUCUGCUGGACCAGUUGGCGAUGACUUGUUUCAUUGGCAGGCGACCAUAAUGGGUCCGGGUGACAGUCCUUACCAAGGAGGAGUUUUCUUUCUAACAAUCCACUUUCCCACGGACUACCCAUUCAAGCCACCAAAGGUAGCAUUCACAACUAAGAUUUAUCACCCAAAUAUAAACAGCAACGGGAGUAUCUGUUUGGACAUUCUACGGUCACAGUGGUCUCCAGCACUAACGGUGUCUAAAGUUUUAUUGUCCAUAUGUUCAUUGCUUUGUGAUCCAAACCCAGACGACCCCUUAGUUCCAGACAUAGCACACAUGUACAAGAACGACAAAGACAAAUACAACAAACUAGCAAAAGACUGGACCCAAAAGUAUGCCAUGUAAAGAAAAGAAAAAAAGAUGAAGAAAAACAUGCUGAGAAUUUUUCUUUUUCCUUCCUUUUUUGAAGUCACAACACACUGUAAAUUAAAGUAUGGAAUCAUUAAGUAAACAUUGGUCACUUCCAUCAGACUGAACCGUCAUUAACAUAAAUAUUAAUCUGAGAACAUGACAUUAACAUUCUUUGUUUUUGAGAGGAAGCAGAGCAGAUGAGAAAGAUUGCUUAUGAUCAUUUCGUAGAGACUGUGACAUUUCAAAGUUUGGCAUUGUUGUUUUUGCAUCGAGGACAUUUUUAUCUCUAACACAAGUUUAUUUCACUUUGCUUUACAGCAAUUUUUAAAGUCAAACUAGUUGAUUGUAGGACAUAACAUAUGUCAUUCAGCAGCAAGCCUUUUUUUUCAGAGGAGCUGAGUGCAGCAGGGUAGCAUACAUGUUGGACAAGCUGCUCCAUAAGGAGUCCCUGCUGAGCAACGACGGCCAGCAAGGAACACACUGAACCAUGGAGCUGUGGGAGAGUGAAUGCCAAAUAUGUAAGCCCCUCAUUCUGACACACGUCAUGUAGUCGGUGAAGGAGUUUUUUUUUUUUUUUUUUUUUUUGUACUUUUGCAUCUUGUAGCAGAUGAAGUGAAAAUGGAAACAAUGUACUGUUGCAUUUACCUUGAAAAUGGGAGCAAUGACAAGUAACGUAUUACUGUCUUCUUCUUCUUCCUAUUAUUAUUAUUGUUAUUAAUUGUAUAGUAUUAAAAUCCUCUGGAAGAUUUCAUUUAAAUUAGAGUUAUCAUGAUGUAAAUUCUCAUUAAAAUGAUGUACUCUUUUCCCCUGAGAAUAGCAGUAACGUUGGCUUUACAAAGGCAAAACGAUCAGAUAUUUAACCCAAUCACACCUGUACCCAAGGGUUAAAUGUGUCCUUCUGUUUGACCUCCAGUCUGUCUGUUUAUCUAUCUUUGCUAUUGAAAUGGUAAAAAUCCAUUUUUUCUGCUCCUGUAUAUACAGAAGCCUGUGUGGCACCUUUUUGUACUGAAUUAAAGAAUGGUACAGUUUUUAUCA